Molecule: messenger RNA, 1314 nt
Organism: Cryptococcus amylolentus CBS 6039
Lineage: Eukaryota; Fungi; Basidiomycota; Tremellomycetes; Tremellales; Cryptococcaceae
Exons: 2
Coding region: 528-1253 (241 amino acids)
Source: RefSeq, a predicted model, not a curated record
UGGCAUAUUCAAUGAUUUUCCUAGGUGGCAGUGUCUAUACUACCUGACAAUGUCCCAAUAUCACAAUAAAUGGUUUGAGAAGGCGUACUUGGAAUCACCAGUAUUACAAGGCAAGAAGAUAUAUCAAGGUGGUAAUAUCGGGACGUACAAAAAAUGCUGCAGCCUUGAACGACCGAAGCUGUACUUGACCUUCAUGGACGAGGAUGGCAGAAGGCUGUCGCGAGUGCGGUUGAUCAAAGCAUGGGCUUGUGCAGCUCAGAAGACACACUUCUUCCAGGGUCUGAUGAGGCGAUUGAUCAGACUGAAAGAGGAUGGAGAGCCGAUCCCAAUAUGCCCUGCAUCUCAACAAGAGGUCAUCGACAGGUAUAUUGAAGUGAGUACUGUGGCGUCGCGUGUGCAGAAAACAAUCGAUGAUGACGGUUGUAAGACAGCGCAUGUCCUUCGUGAGUCGGCGGAUUAGCGUGAUAUACUCAUGCUUCCAGGGAAGACGAUGCCCUCAUCAUGAGUAGAGCUGACGGUAAUCCUUGAUGCUAGGUGAGCUUGCUGGCGCGAUGGUCGCGCUCUCUUGGAGGGAGCGGAAUAGCUACGUUCAAGACUGCUGGAAGCCUGCUGCAGGUCCCAUCGAAUUAUCCAUCAGGCCCGAAAUCAAAAGGUUCGCCGAUAUGAGAACGAUUGACGCAUUAUGUGCCAUAUGGAUACCCUCGCUGUUCAUCAGUGUCGCCCAUGUCACUCUCAGCGAUCACCGCGCUGGCCUGUCAGACAGGUGGCUUGACAUCUGGGAUCGCCUUCAACCGUCGGAAGGUUAUGAGAGGCCACUGGACAUGGGGAGAAUCAGCCCUGUGUUAAGUAACGUCCUAGAUGAGGAAGAUUCAUAUCUAAGGUUUGUUGACAAGUACGGGCGAGCCACUAUUUGGGAUAGGAGCUACGACCGAUCCUCACAUUCAGAUAAAUCUGAGGAUCGCAUACUAUCCCGUUGCAGUUCAAACAGCUCUUCCGUUCUGACUUUGGUCGACGGCUCGACGACUUGCCCACUACACCCAUUACACCAUGAGUGUAUAUUGUCACAUAGGCCUGGCUCUGCCUUCCGACCCCCCCAUCGUUAUCGUCUUGCAGGUAUCAGGCCCAGUCUCUGCCAUCCCUUUACCGAAGACACCGUUCACGUUGGCUAUCGUCUUGGACUACUGGCUUCCAUACCUCCCACCGAGGUGAUGAACAAUUAUCGUAAACGGUACGAUAGUAUAUAUAACAAGUAGUAGCGUGCAUAGAUCGUAGGCAGCCUCGUGAUCCCACGUAUGUACUUGCUACAGACCCCUC